UCCCGGCCUGGACUCGGUGAUCGUUGGCAGAGCUGACAGGGGAGAGGUCUAUAUGCUGCUUUGUAUUGCUCUGCACAGCAGAGCAAAACAAAGCAGCUUGUCUACACAGUAAAAAACACAGCACACUAUGUAAAACUCACACAGCACACAGUUAACUCUUUUAUCACCCCACAUGUUAACCCCUUCCUGCCCAGUGCCAUUAGUACAGUGUCAGUGCUUUUUAUUAGCACUGAUCGCUGUAUUAGUGUCACUGGGGAUGUCAGUGGCAGUUAGUCAGUUCCCCCCCAGUGUCCGAAUGCUAGCGACAGUCCCGCAAUAA
Molecule: messenger RNA, 319 nt
Organism: Staurois parvus
Lineage: Eukaryota; Metazoa; Chordata; Amphibia; Anura; Ranidae
Source: the annotation of a GenBank genome assembly